AUGUCAGCCCAGGAGCUCGUGGCCGGCCUCUGCCGGAAGGGGGACCAGCACCUGGCCCUGGGGGACCCCCUCCUGGCCACGGCCUUCUACCUGGCUGCCUUCAGCUGCCACGCCCCCUCAGCCGUGCAGAGGCUACAAGGGGCACUGGCCGAGGCUCGGGGAGCACCUGUGGUGGCCACCCUGGAGGCCUGGUGCUGUGGGGACAGCCGAAUCCCCACCAUCCUCUGGGACGGCAUGGCAGUGGUCUCCCUGACGGGGGCUCUGGCCUCUGCCUUUCUCGGUGCCCUCUGCCCUGACCACCCGGCGGCUGUCCUGCACUCACUGGCCGGGCUGCUGGCUCAUGGGCGCCACAGGGAAGUGGCCCAGCGCUGCACUGCCCUGCUGGACGCUCACUCCCAGCAGGCCCUGGAGCUGCAGCUGACCCGCGCCCUGGCCCGGGUCCUGUCUGGGGAGCAGGCAGGCGCCGGCGUGGCCGACUAUCUCCAGGCCUUCGCCUCGAGCGCAGCCCGGACCGCGGCCUUCGUCCACACCCACCAGCGUCCCUACCUCCCCACGCUGCUCAGCACCCUCCGGGACCAUGUCUCAGCACAGCCGCGGGCCACGGUCAGCGACGGCCAGCAAGAGGCUGACUGCCGGGGCCUCCUGGCUGCCCUGGACCCCGAGGGCACCUGGAGUGAGGUCCUGUCACCAGAAGCGCUGCUCCACGGUGGCAGGCAUGAGGACUGCCUGGCCGCCUGCAGCAGGGCCCUGCAGUCGGACCCCGCGAGGGACAGACCCCAAGAUGAGCGCGGGGCAGCCCUGCUGGUCACGCGCGCAGCGGCGGCCUUCUUCCUGGGUGGCCGAACCCACGACGUGCUGCAGGACCUGCACCAGGCCUUCCGCGAGAGCCCGUCCGCGGCGCGGAGGCAACUCCAGGCGGUGCUCUCAGCCGCAGACCAAGAACGCAUCCGAGUCCAGGCUCAGGAGACCGCGGACGCGGGCUUCGCCCACUUCCAGGAGGCUGUCCGCAGUCGCCCCCAGCUCCGCGAGGACGCGGGACGUGAGCUGCUGGUCCCGGUCACCCACGCGCUCCGCCUCCUGCUUCGCUUGGAGCCCGCAGGGCAGCGAACUGUGCUGGGCACCCGCCUGGCGGAGUGCCUGCUGCUGGCUGGGGACGUGGCAGGAGCUCGGGCGCUGUGCGAGCGCCUCCUGAGGCCCAGGCACCCCGGAGAGCUUGCUGGGGACAGUGCGCCCCUGAGGGCGCUGCGUGGCUUCUGCGCGCUGCACGUGGGCGACACCCACGGCGCCAAGGAGGACUUCCAGGCGGUGGUGGAGCAGGGGGCGCCGCAUCCCGGCGGCUGUGUUCGGGCGCUGUGCGGCCGUGGGCUGCUGCGGGUGCUGGCCGGCAGCGCCUUCCUGGGCGCGCUGGAUUAUGUCACUGCGUGCCGGCUGCAGCCCGAGGAGGCGCUGAUGGCCGCCAAGGCCUACGUGCCCUGGAACCAGCGCGGACUGCUGCUGACCGUGCUGCGGGAGGAAGGCCGCAGGAUGCUGCUGCGCGGGUGUGGCCCCGGCCCUGCGGACGUGCCCUCCUGCAGGAGCAGAGCUGCUGAGAUGGACGGCCCUGUGGCACAGGAAGGGGAUGCCCGUGGCGUGUACCAGCUGGCCACGAUGCUGAUGGAGCUGGACGUGGAGGACGAGAACUCACAACUCCUGGCAGCCGAUGCCCUUUACCGCCUGGGCCGCCUGGACGAUGCCCACAAAUCUCUGCUGGUGGCCCUCUCCCGGAGACCCCAGGCAACCCCCGUGCUGGCACGGCUGGCCCUGCUACAGCUGCGUAGGGGCUUCUCUUACGAUGCCAACCAGCUGGUGAAGAAGGUGGUCCACUCUGGGGACACAGCCUGCCUGCAGCCCACCCUGGACGUCUUUCGUCACGAGGACCGGCUGCUGCUGCAAAGCCACUGCCACACACGGGCCCUGAGCAUCCUGCGAGCGAAGCCGAGCGGGGUGGACAGGGAGGCCCACACCAGGGAGGCCAUCGCCUACCUCUCUCUGGCCAUCUUCGCUGCGGGGACGGAGGCCAGUGAGUCCCUACUCGUCCGAGCCCGCUGCUAUGGGCUCCUCGGCCAGAAGAAGACCGCUGUGUUUGACUUCAACUCCGUGCUGCGGGCCAGGCCGGGGAAUGUGCAGGCUCUGUGUGGACGGGCCCUCGUGUACCUGGCCCUGGACCAGCUGCAGGACGCCAUCGAUGACGUUAUCUCUGCCCUGCGACUCGACCCAGGGACCGUGGUCCCCGAGAUCCGCUCUCUGAGGCCGGAAGCUCGGGUGCCACUUACCCAGGGCCUCCACUCCCGCUGCCGGGCCCUCCUGAGCCAGACUCUGGACAUGGGGGUCUCCCUUGGGGACGAGGACACCCAGGGCCUCCUGGCAGUGGGACAGGCGCUGACCAGAAUCGAUGCCACUCAGCCCAGCUGGCACCUCCUCCUCGUGGACACACUCCUGGUGCUGGGCAGCUAUGAGGAGGCCAGUGCUCCCCUGCAGGAAGCCCUGUGCUCCACACGCCCACCGGAGGCGGCCCGGGCCCGGAGAGGCCUGCUCCAGCUCAAGAAGGGAGCUGUCCCCGCUGCCGUCCAGGACCUGCAGUGUCUGGCCGAGGCGGACGCCCAGGACCUGCGUUUCCUACUGCAGCUCCUGGCGGCCUCGGAGCGGCACAGCGUGGCCCAGGCAGCAGCCCAGGAAGCCAGCACCCUCCUGGACACAGGGCACCCCAGGCGGGCGCUGGGCUACUGCUCGUUGGCUGUCCUGGCUGGUGGUGGCAGGACCUGCCACCUGCGUCUACGGGCUGCCUGCCUGGCUGAGCUGCGGGAAGUUGACCGGGCACUCCAGGACCUGGACCACGUGAUCCGGGAGGGAGCCGGGGACGGGGACCUGGCAAGGCGAGCCGAGGACUUCAGCUCCCGGGGCCGCCUGCUGCUGAGCCUGGGCGACGAGGAGGGGGCCACGGGGGCUUUCGCCCAGGCCCUCGAGCUGUCACCGGCCCUGGCGCAGCCGGGCCAGGCCCCCAGGGCCAGCACGUUCCUGCGUCUGGGCCAGUGCUGCCUGGAGGAGCAGCGCUACGGGGAGGCCCUGACGGGCCCCCAGAGUGGCCUCUUGGUGACCCCCCACCACGGCGGCCUGAGGAGGCUGAAGGCUCGAACCCAGAGGGAGACAGCCUCCGGCUGCCGGCUGCUCUGA
Marmota flaviventris (yellow-bellied marmot) is the source of this 3210-nucleotide messenger RNA. It is a transcript of the gene Ttc34, whose product is annotated as tetratricopeptide repeat domain 34. The record is from RefSeq and is a predicted model, not a curated record. NCBI's taxonomy places the organism in Eukaryota, Metazoa, Chordata, Mammalia, Rodentia, Sciuridae. Gene Ontology annotation, molecular function: protein binding.